This is a messenger RNA of Chrysemys picta bellii (western painted turtle), 4705 nucleotides long. The record is from RefSeq and is a predicted model, not a curated record. NCBI's taxonomy places the organism in Eukaryota, Metazoa, Chordata, Testudines, Emydidae.
UUUAUUUAACCACAAUAUACUGUUAAAUGUUUCCAACAAAAAUGUGGAAAAAAAGUGUUCUAAAGCCUUCACUCAGGAGAUUAUGAUGUCCAAGAGAGACACUUCUAGAACCAAAUUUGAAAGAUGUGACACUCAAGCUGUGGGUCUCAAGCCACCAUAAGGCUUUUCAUAGUCCUGUAUAUGGUAUUCUUUUCAGGAUUGAGUAAGGCAUUCGGUGACAUCCUGACAGAGACAUGACAGCUUUCUCAGGAAAAAAAAAAAGUCCGUAUGAAGCAAAUCUAUAGCUAGCUAUCUUCCUUAACUCUUCCCUGACAUGAAUAUAUACAGAAUAGCAUUCUAAGUCAGAACACCAUUAUCUGAAGCAGAUUGUGGUUUAUAGUGGGUACACUAAAAAACUAUUUCUUGAUUAACCCCGAUAAUAUUAAUAUAUAUCAUCACUCAAAGAACAUGUAAUUCCUAUGCUGGAACUUUCACUAAUUCAUAUUUAGUGUCACCAAGGGAUUGUGUGCCAGACCCUAUGGUGGUGUAUGUUCUACAAAUCAUCAGAUAUAUAGCUCAGUGAGCUUAACCAGGCAGCUGAAAUCCCCACAGGGUAAGGGUGAUCCUCAGAUGCCACAGAGCCAACAUGGGGCCCAUAUACCAUUUCCUCUCAUGCUGCUGCAAUGAUAGAGUCAAGAGGACAUGGGUGGGAUGACCUAGCAACUUGCUGAUUAUCAAAUGUGUUUUCAAUUCCUUGGGGCCAUCUGCAAUCUCCUCAGGUUGCUAUAGCACAACACAAGGCACCAGCCACUCACAGAACUUCAAUAGGAUCAGGGAAGUGUGAAGGUGAGCACCUUUCACACAUCUUCUGACCUACACUAUUGCAAUUCAGUUGCACUCCAGGAUCUCUCUGUUUCCAACUCUCAUAAUUUUAUUACGUCUUGUGAUAUUUCAUGUUUUACAUAAAACCCCAGCUCUGGAAGACAAGUACAGUAAGUUUUCUAGACCUCAUGGUUGGGGAGACAAUCCUGAAAAUAUAAGUCAAUCACAUCCUAAAGGCCCAAAAACCAAAAGGCAAAUGGAAAAAAAAUAUAAUGUUCAUCUUAUGAUUUUUAAGCCAGUCUCAAAAUUUGGGGUGACCUGCCUCAUGAUGCUUGAAUAUUUGUGGUUGCCAAUUCUAAGAUAUGGCCACAUGUUCCUGUGACAGAGUGUGAAUAACUUGAGGCUAUGUCUACACUUUACUUUCAUUGGUAAAACUUUUGUCAGUCAAGAUGCGCUCCCGCCAAUAACGCUACCGCCCCUCAUUGGAGAUGGUUUUAUUUUGUCAUCAGGAAAGCUCUCUUCUGCCAACAGAGAGUGGCUACACUGUGUACCUUACAAUGGCACUGCUGUAGUGGGUGUAUGGGGUUGUCAGGGAGGGGUAGUACCUGUGAUGGGGGAGCAGUCGUACUCCUAGGAGUAGCUCAUCCACUUUGGUCCCCACUUGACACCCAGCUCUCACCUGUGGCUCCAAGUAGCUGUCAGUAUGCGACAGCGGCCACACCCCGGAGACCGUCUCGACUGGCGGGCUAAACCAGGUGAGGGUAGCCGAUGAGUAUGAGACUCUCAGUGAGUUAGGGCCUGGAUCCAGCUGACUGAUGCAUCCUGGUUCAACCUGGUUCAAUGAUCAGGAAGGCGGUGACAGCAAGCGUUGUGGAACGCUAAAGAGCACGACAAGACACGUAGGCGUCUUGGUCAUCCACUGCGCCCUGCCCUAACUCCAGCUGUCUUGACUUCUGUCCUGCCACUGGAUACAGAUAGGAACUGGGAAGAGAGCGUGAGGCUGACGUUGCGCAACUCUCCCUCACUUUAAUCCAAUUUAUGCACAAGUCUCGACAUCAUAUCAUAUCAAAUUACAUCAUAUCAAGUCCUGUGGCGAUGGGCGAGCGACGAAGCAGCAGGUAUGGAUACACUGGGAGCUGUAGCCACGGACCUGCACAUAGGUGGCUCAGGCAUAAUGGUCAUUCCUCACUGACCGAAGCAUCAGUGGAGCUCGGCAUCUUCUUGAGUGACUGAGCAGCCCUAUUCAGGAUUGCACUGCUCACCUCCGUAGAACGAGGAGGGGGCUAGAAAAGGUGCACUAAACAUUGCCUGCUUCACCUUACCCUGGCCAGCAUACCACAGCUGGUGGGGAUCCCAUAAAAGCGGUCAAACAAAAACAAAACUUAGAGUGACACCGAUCACUAUUGGCAAAUGGAAUGUGCACAUGUUACUAGACAACAUCACAGCAGACAGACCGGAGAAAAGAACAGCACUUGUCGCUAGAGAGCUUGCAUGCUACAACAUUGACAUUGCAGCCCUUAGCGAAACUCGCCUUGCUAAUGAAGGACAGCUGUCUGAGUCAGGCGGUGGCUAUACAUUCUUCUGGAGUGGCCGCAGCAGUGAUGAGCAUCGCAAAUCUGGAGUUGGCUUCACCAUCAAGAAUCGUCUUGUUCGGAAACUUGCCAGUUCCCGCAAGGGUAUGAAUGACCAGCUCAUGACAGUGCAGCUUCCCCUUCAAAAAGGAAAACAAGCUACUUUGAUCAGCGCAUAUGCUCCUACAGUGACCAACCCAGUGGAUGUGAAGGAUAAAUUCUACGAAGAACUAGAUACUCUGCUAUCGUCACUGCACCACACAGACAAGUUGAUUCUGCUUGGUGAUUUUAACGCAAGAGUCGGAUGCGAUGCCGCAGCCUGGGAAGGAGUCAUCGGGAAAAAUGGAGUGGGAAAGUGUAACAGCAAUGGUCUGUUACUGCUGAAAACUUGUGCAGCACAUGACCUUCUGAUCAGCAAUAUGGUCUUCCGCCUUCCUACCCGUAACAGGACUUCGUGGAUGCAUCCCCGUUCCAAGCACUGGCAUUUGAUCAAUUAUGUCAUCAUCAGGAGAAGGGAUAGACAAGAUGUCAGGGUUACAAAAGCUAUGUGUGGCGCUGACUGUUGGAUGGAUCAUAGGCUCAUACUAUCCAAAAUGAAGCUCUGUAUCAUGCCGAAGAGACCUGAAACCUAUAAGAGGAAGGGCAAUCGCCAGGUAUGCGACAAUCACCGUGGAAUCUCGCUGCUUUCUACAGCAGGGAAAGUUCUUGCACGGGUUCUGUUGAACCGAUUAUUCCCUCACCUGGAGAAGGACUUACUGCCAGAAUCACAGUGUGGCUUCCGCAAGGGAUGUGGGACUAUUGACAUGAUCUUCGCUGUGUGUCAGCUACAGGAGAAAUGUCAAGAGCAGAAUCGUGAACUCUACACAACUUUUGUGGACCUCACGAAAGCAUUUGACUCUGUCAGUCGCCAGGGCCUGUGGAGGAUCAUGUUGAAAUUUGGCUGUCCAGACAGAUUUAUAAGAAUGGUACGUUAGUUUCAUCACGGUAUGAUGGCUCGUGUCCUGGAUGAUGGUGAAACAUCUGAGGCCUUCCCAGUCACCAACGGCGUCAAGCAAGGGUGUGUUUUAGCACCCACUUUGUUCAGCAUGAUAUUCUCUGCCACUUUGACUGAUGCCUUUCAACACUGCACUGAAGGAGUAGGCCUGAAGGAUAGAACUGACAGGAAACUAUUCAAUCUGAGGCUACUGCGUGCCACCACCAAGACAGAGCUAGAAAUGCAAGCCAGUAUGGACAAGUUUUCAACUGCAUGCAACAACUUCGGUCUCUCCAUUAACAUCAAGAAGACUGAGGUCAUGCACCAGCCAGCUUCCCAGAACCGUCUCAGAACGUACUCAGAACCAUCCAUCACUGUAAAUGGACAGAGACUUCAGACAGUGGACCACUUCACGUACCUGGGCAGUACCCUUUCCCGAGCAGUGUCAAUCGAUGAUGAAGUAAACUGCAGAAUUGCUAAAGCCAGCUCUGCAUUUGGCCGAUUGCACUCCAACGUUUGGGAACAUCGAGGGAUCAGCCUACCAACGAAGCUGAAGGUCUACCGAGCAGUGGUGCUUCCAACUCUGCUGUAUGCCUGCGAGACGUGGACUGUCUAUCGGAGUCAUGCACGAAGGCUCAAUCACUUCCACAUUUCCUGUCUGCGAAAGCUUCUAAAAAUCAGAUGGCAGGACAAAGUGCCCGAUACUGAUGUCCUUACUAAAGCCAGUCUGCCGUCAGUUCACACAUUGCUGAUGAGAGCCCAGACCAGGUGGGCCGGACAUGUUGUGAGAAUGUCAGAUGAACGCGUUCCUAAACAGCUCUUCUACAGAGAACUCACUCAGGGAAAGCGCUCCCAUGGAGGACAAAAGAAGCGGUUCAAAGACACAUUCAGAAAAAAAGCUGGCUGGUGCGCAUUCAACGACAUCAGGGACAUCCUCCAAGGAAAGAUCAGCAAAACAACUCGUGCGAAUCUUUUUAACUCAACCAUGCUUCCAGCAAUGCUAUAUGGCAGCGAAACAUGGUCGCUGAUGAAGACUGAAGAACAUCAACUGUCUGUCACACAGAGGGUGAUGGAACGAACAUUUCUGGGCAUUUCACUCCGCGAUCACAUCCCCAAUGAAAUAAUUAGGCAACAGUCUGGAGUGCAAGAUGUUGUUGUUGAAAGCAGGCUCAGCAAAAUGCAGUGGGCAGGACAUGUGGACCGACUCAGUGACAACAGAUGGACUGCAGCUAUAUCUGAGUGGUUGGUUUAUAAGAAACAUAAAGCUCCUAAAAUUCAUCAGGAAAAGGAGUUGUGUGUAGCUUACUUAAGCAAUGAACAGUUGAAAAAGAAGGAUACGUGUAACAUUAAGGAGUUGUAA